AUCGUUCGGGCGGUGUUAGUCGAACUCCAGUCAACUAUUGUCGUCGCUCGAACUUACUCAUAAAGUAAUAAAACUCAUAAAAAUUUUAUUAGUGGAGGCUGUAGCAGUGUGUUUACGUCAUAGAAUCACUGAACCGUGAGAUGCCGACAAACGAUCGAGUCACCAAGUCCAGGUGACCCGUGGGUAUGGAUGGACAGAGUCGUGUUGACCUUGGUCAGAGCGCAGGCUCUAUUCUAGUUUGUCUUCUCUCUGUGUAAAGACGUUGUUAUUUUGACUACAGCGUCCUUCCUGAUGCACACGUUUAACCAGCCUGGGUGUGCAUACAGGCCAUUGCAUUAUAGAUUCAAGCCCCGGAUGGUCAAAGUAUCGGUGUAGUGGGAAGGCUUCGCGGCAAGAUCAUGGCGCGGCCGUUCCGUCGCGCAUUAUACCCGCUGUCUGCAGCGUGGUCCUCUGGCAGUGCUCGCAUCCUUCUUCAUUUUCUUCUUCUCUCUUGGCAACAUCAGUUCCUUCGUCAUCCUUUACGUGUAUCUUCAGAAAGAUUUUCAAGCCUCAUCAAUCGAAACAGGUUGGGUCGGAUCCGUGGCAUGGGCGACCAUGAAUUUCUUAGCACCACUACCUAGCGCUCUCUAUGUCAGAUACGAUUACCAGCGAGUUGUCCUUAUUGGCGUUCUACUGGCUUUUACUGGUUUGAUUGCUACUUCAUUUGCCAAUUACCUUUGGGUGGUAUACAUCACCUAUGGGCUUUUGUUUGGUGCGGGCAGUAACUUCAUGAUAACGGUGGCCAUCAAUCUCGUUACCAGCCACUACCCAGGAGAGAGCAAUGUAAGGGCCACCUCCCUAACAUCAGCUGGCCAACCAGUAGGGCUUCUUAUCCUGAGUGCUUCGCUCAACCAAGCGUGCUUCUAUCUGGGUUGGCGUAAUGGUCUUCGUAUUGUGUCCGGCCUCACACUGGCUACUGGUUUGCUAUGCACCGCCCUGUUGCGGCCACCGAGUGCCACCGAUGCACACGACAAUGACAUCGAUUGUAAGCCAGCCACAGGUUGUCGCGACACCGGGGCAGAGGCUGGCUGUAGUAGCGCGGAGUCUGCAGUCAAUGGUCACGCCACUCGGUUGGUAGACAAGACUGUGGAUUUCAAAUUAGUGACGAAGGGAGGGCGGGGGGAAAAGGCCUAUCAACCCAUCCCGUCUCACGUUGGAGACGAAUUUGACCAUUCUAAUCGGGAAUCUUCCAAAAGUAGCUUCUCUCCCUCUCAGCCAUCGAUAGAUUUGGGAAGAGUUGAUCGAAGCUGUCGCUUGAGUAACAAGGUUAAAAAUGAACUCAAUCCCAGCUCUUCCUUAGAUAAGCCAGACAAUCAGCAGGUUGGACCCUUACCCCAACAGCAGCAACAGACCCAAACAGGAGACUUCGUGGGUAAAAUCGAUGUCAGCGCUGGGACGUUUGUCCCAUAUACUCUUCACGAGACUAGUGACGCACUACUACCAAGACUGGAAACAGUUCCGGUCAAUAAAAAGGGCGCCACCAAUAAUCCCAAUAGAGCAGAUCCCUCGUUCUGUCUGAGGUAUGUCAGACUGCUUCGUCUUCCUGGUCACUGGCUGUUUUUUCCCGCCAUCAUUACAUCCACAUCGGCAGUUCUCUUCAGCGUCAUCCACUUUGUGAGCUUUGCCAGCACGGUUGGUAUCUCCGAGCAUAAAGCGUCUGCUCUUGUGAUUGUGCUGUCGGGGAUGGAGCUGGCCUCCCGUAUGCUGGUCUUCUUCGUCUACGGCAACCGAGGUAUAAGUAAAGAUCUAACAGGCAGUUUCACCAUCACUCUGCACAUCACAGCUGUCCUCUUCCUCCUCGCCGCCAUUUUGUUCGUCUCUACGCAUGUGUGGAGGAAAAGGCAUCCCCUUAUUGGCCAGAGAGAGCUGGUCGAUUCUGACGUCAACGCAUAUACGCAGCGCAGAAGAGGAAAAAUAUCUGGGCCAACAAGAAAACGUGUUCUGCCUACAAGGGAAGCCAUGACACCACUGGGAAUGUCACUCUUGACUGGUUGGAAGAUGUUACUGACCCACAUCUUUUAUCUUCACUUCAUUCCAUCCGGGAUGCUGGAAACUCCUGUCCGUAAGGUGCAGGACAGGGGAAGUCCCGUACACGUGACCUGCAUUCCUCGCUGUACGAAGCUGUAGACUGAAUAAUGAGUUCAGUAACCUUGGUACAAAGUUCACUGGGGAGGAAUUAUAUGGACGUGAUGAACGGCUCGUUGCGGGGAUCAAAUGUCAAGCUGUUGUAAAAGGGCAAACUACUAUGGUCUGUCUGAAAUUUGAUGAGCAAAAUGUGUUGGUUGAAAGGAAGUUUUACAAGGCAAAAGAGCGACCUUAUAAUGUAGGAAACUGGUUCCAAACUGUUCGCUGUUGCAUUCCUUUUUCUUGUAUUAAUCACACAGGGCUUCUGCUGAAGACAACUUGAAUUUGUAUCGUAAAUAACUGUGAGGGUCUGUCAUUUUGUGCAGUUUUCCAAUUCCUUUCGAAAUGUGUUUUAUGAGCUGCAUAAUUCGGUCUAUUUUUG
This is a messenger RNA of Acanthaster planci (crown-of-thorns starfish), 2545 nucleotides long. RefSeq lists its product as uncharacterized. Lineage: Eukaryota; Metazoa; Echinodermata; Asteroidea; Valvatida; Acanthasteridae. The record is from RefSeq and is a predicted model, not a curated record.